Linepithema humile (Argentine ant) is the source of this 1697-nucleotide messenger RNA. RefSeq names its product INO80 complex subunit B. Gene Ontology annotation, biological process: chromatin remodeling. Gene Ontology annotation, cellular component: Ino80 complex. Lineage: Eukaryota; Metazoa; Arthropoda; Insecta; Hymenoptera; Formicidae. The record is from RefSeq and is a predicted model, not a curated record.
CCGUGCUCUCCGGGGAAAACUGGCAGCUCUGCUUCUGAGCCUCACACAAGCGAGAAGCGCGUACAUGUGCUGCGCAAAGCGUUCUGCGCAGCGCAUAUACGCACUUCUCGCUUGUAGGGGUUCUGAAGCCGGGAGCUCGGUAGAAAACAUUGCAUCACUAGUUAAAGGUGUAAACAGAUUUUCUAACCUCUAAAAUUGUCAUUUUGGCUCAUUAUUUUUUUUAUGGUGACGAGCAAUUUUAAUUAUCGUGCAAACUUAUCUUAUGUAAUUUCCACGUAAAACGUGGAAUUAUUUUUUAAGUUAUUUGGCUGCUGUUCUUUAUUUAAUGGGUAAGCCGAAAGAUAUAAGUACAGAAGAAGAUGUAAAUUUAGAUACAAGUGACGUUCCAUCGCAGAAAAGGCAUAAAAAACAUAAACAUAAAAAGCACAAAAAGAAAAAGCUCAUGCAUGAUGAUAGCGAGGCUCUUGUUGACAUCUCAUCUGAAAAGAAAAAGAUAAAAAUGAAAAAAGAAGAUGAAAGAAGUUUGGAGAAACGUGAAAAGGUAUUGAAAACAUUGAGUAUACCUACAAUGAGUACUGCACCUUCUCCAAAAGCUACUGUAAAAAAGAAAAUGCCAAAAAGCAAUAAGGGUAAAGAUAGUGGAACCAGCAGUGAAGAAGAAAGAUGGCUUGAUGCUAUCGAGUCUGGUAAACUUGAAGAGGUUGAUGAUGAAUUAAAAAAAAUUAAGCCAAAGGAUCCCAAAUUAAUGACAGCUCGACAAAGAGCAAUGUUUGAGAGAAAAACUGAUACGGAGACAAAUUCAAGUGUUGAACAACUGAUGUCAUUGCCAACUGGUUACAAAGAAAAAGUCAUGACUGCAGAAGCUAUACAGAAGGCUGCUCUAAAAUCUCUAAAGCGAAAACAACUUGCUGAUGAAAAAAGAGAAAAGGAUAAAAAAAAGACAAUGGAAAGAUUACUUAAAAAGCAAGAAUCUAAAGCAUCCAAAGUGAUCAGUAAAGGAAGAUUAUCUAGGCGACAGGUGCCAUUGGUAACAUAUCGAUUAACAGUCGAAGGAAGUUCUAUAUCUUUACCACCUGGUGAGGAUUUUCCACUUUCUCCCACCAAAGAGAAAAGUCAACCAAAACAAAUUCUUUGUGGUAUAAAACAAUGUAAAAAUCCAAAAAGAUAUUCAUGUUCAAAAACUGGAGUACCAUUAUGUAGUUUAAAAUGUUACAAAGCUAAUCUCUUUUUAACUAUGUAAAUAUUAUAUAAAUAAUUUUAAAGCGUUUCGAUUAAAAAGCUUAGUUUAUAGAAUUAUAUAUAUAUAUAGUUUAGUUAAAAUUGUCAGCUUGUUUAUAUUGCUACGAUUAACAAUUUAGUUUGAUAUGAAACUGUUCAUCGAUUUCGAUACAUAAAAGAAGUAUGAAAUAUCAUUAUUUACAAUAAAGAAUAGAACGAACUUUCGAAAAGAACUCUUCAACAAUUGUCAUAUAAUUUUAGUAACAAAAGUUACAUUCUUUAUUGUAAAUGAUGUUUUUUUUCAUAUUUUCUGUAUCAUACCAAAUUGAAUUUUGUGUAUAUGUGUAUGUGUGUGUUAUUAUUUCAUUCAUUUUUUUCUGAUAUAUUAUAUCCUAGAAUUCACAAUUAGCUUUGUUAACAGCAUUGUUGAGAAUAAGUUUUACAAAAAAUUUUGAUAUAGUUUUAAAAUUUUAAAACUG